CGUUAGCAUCAAAGAUGGCGGCCAUGGCGCUGACGAGAGGACUUUGGCUUCGCCACCCGCGGUUGGUUGCAGCGGGACACUCCUUCGGUGGGCACGUGUAUACCACAGCGGCGUCCGUCAAACCCCCUCAGAUUCAAACGGACGUUAACGACACAGACAGGAUCCUGAAUAAACCCCUGGAGUCCCCGGACUUCUUCCGUUUGUCGGAGCUCUACUCGUUGCAAGAUCUGUUUAAUGCCAGGGUGCACCUUGGCCACAAAAAGGGCUGCAGACACAGGCACAUGGAGCCCUAUCUGUUUGGCUGUCGUCUGGACCAAGAUAUUAUUGACUUGGAUCAAACCAUGGAGCACCUUCAAUUAGCUUUGAACUUCACUGCCCAUAUAGCCUACCGUGGUGGCAUCAUACUGUUUGUCAGCCGUCGGCGCCAGUUCUGCCACCUGGUGGAGACCACUGCACGUAACUGUGGGGAAUAUGCCAAUACCCGUUACUGGCAAGGCGGCCUCCUUACCAACGCUCACAUCCAGUAUGGUCAAGGGGUCCGCUUACCAGACCUCAUCAUAUUCCUCUCCACCCUAAACAAUGUCUUCCAGCAGCAUGUGGGAAUUAGAGAUGCAGCCAAAAUGAACAUACCCACAGUAGGAGUGGUGGACUCCAACUGCAACCCCAGCCUCAUAACUUACCCCGUGCCUGGGAAUGACGACACCCCAGCUGCCAUGAAUUUGUAUUGUCGCCUGUUCCAAAUUGCUGUUAACCGUGCCAAGGAUAAAAGGAAGCAGAUGGAGCUACUGCAUAGUCUGACAUCGGCUCCCACAACAAAUCAAUGAGAUAAAAUACUCGUAAAACUGACUGUCUACCACCUGUUGAUCUGGUGCAGGGGUGGGCAGUCUUAUCCAGAAAGGGCCAGUGUGAGUGUAGAUCUUUGUUCCAACCAAGUAGUUACACACCUGUGUCUCCUAAUCAAGUUCCUCAGCAAAGACUCUACUGGUUGAUUGGUGGGAUCAGGUGUGUGACUCCUUGGUUGGAACAAAACCCUACACCCACACCGGCCCUUUCUGGAUAAGGUUGCUCACCCCGUAUUCUGUUGUCUUGGCUCUGAAAAAAGAGUCUGUUGCUCGUGGACAGUAUUCAGUUAGACUGGAGAAGGUGUUAGUGGGUAAUGUUCAGGUUUCUUGUCAUGUACCCUUAGAAAUGCUAUAAUCGCCCCGACCUUUGUACAUAACUUGCAUAGAUAGAAUCUCAACA
This is a messenger RNA of Lampris incognitus (smalleye Pacific opah), 1242 nucleotides long. It is a transcript of the gene mrps2, whose product is annotated as mitochondrial ribosomal protein S2. The transcript is spliced from 4 exons. The record is from RefSeq and is a predicted model, not a curated record. Bases 15 to 824 code for a protein of 269 amino acids. NCBI's taxonomy places the organism in Eukaryota, Metazoa, Chordata, Actinopteri, Lampriformes, Lampridae. Gene Ontology annotation, biological process: translation. Gene Ontology annotation, molecular function: structural constituent of ribosome. Gene Ontology annotation, cellular component: mitochondrial small ribosomal subunit; ribosome.